AUGGCAUGCAUGGGAGGCCUGGUUUGCAUUCCCCUGAACCAGAAGACAUUCCGUCCCAAGAAGAGCGCUCCAUCAGGCAGCAAGGGAGCGCAGCUCCGAAAGCACAUAGAUGCCACUCUCGGCAGUGGAAACCUUAGGGAAGCUGUGAGGUUGCCUCCUGGAGAGGAUAUCAAUGAAUGGCUUGCUGUGAAUACUGUGGAUUUCUUUAACCAAGUUAAUCUGCUGUAUGGCACACUCACAGAAUUCUGCACACCUGAGAGCUGCCCGACAAUGACAGCUGGCCCAAAGUAUGAGUACAGAUGGGCUGAUGGUGUGCAGAUAAAGAAACCCAUAGAGGUAUCCGCACCAAAAUAUGUGGAGUAUCUGAUGGAUUGGAUUGAAGGCCAGCUUGAUGAUGAAUCCAUAUUCCCUCAAAAACUUGGCACACCAUUCCCGCCAAACUUCAAGGAAGUAGUAAAGACAAUAUUCAAGCGCUUGUUUCGUGUCUAUGCCCACAUCUACCACUCUCAUUUCCAGAAGAUUGUUAGCCUUAAAGAGGAGGCCCAUCUCAAUACCUGUUUCAAGCACUUCAUUCUGUUUACAAAUGAGUUUGGCCUGAUUGACAAGAAGGAGCUGGCUCCACUCCAGGAGCUCAUCGAAUCCAUCAUCGUUCCUUACUGA
Messenger RNA from Miscanthus lutarioriparius, 660 nucleotides. NCBI's taxonomy places the organism in Eukaryota, Viridiplantae, Streptophyta, Magnoliopsida, Poales, Poaceae. The record is from the annotation of a GenBank genome assembly.